Molecule: messenger RNA, 2081 nt
Organism: Laccaria bicolor S238N-H82
Lineage: Eukaryota; Fungi; Basidiomycota; Agaricomycetes; Agaricales; Hydnangiaceae
Exons: 10
Coding region: 534-2081 (515 amino acids)
Source: RefSeq, a predicted model, not a curated record
AUCUGAUGGAGGUGUACGAUGGAAGGGUCGAGGCUCUCGUCUUGUUCGAUGUCCACAAGCGUCGUUGACGAGGUUCAAAUGAAUCCCCUCGGACGAAAAAGGACGAAAGAGGGCGAAUGCGGAGUUUGCAGGGGCCGGAUGCAUCUGGUUCCCCACUCGCUUUCUUGACUUCUUUCUUUGCCAAACCUGAACCACCGUGCUUCAAUCGACAUGAAGCAUCCUCACCGUCCAGAUCGUCCUCUUCCUAGGGAAGAUUCCUCGCCCUACUCCAUCGGAAGAGUAGAUCAGGAACUGACUCUGACUCUCUGGGAAAGUACUCCCAAAUGACGGCCGGCUCCGUACCGUCAACACGCUCUGAAGGUUAUGCGGAGGAAAGGCGAAUCAACGCCGUUUAAACAGGAGAGCAGAAGCGAAGAUAGGUUGGGCAGGUGCCCGCUGUGUAUGUGGUGAUUUCGGUCGAAGGCAACGAGGCGUUAUACCCCUGAGAGGUCGUGGAAGUGAUCGAGCGCGGGCUCUCCCCCCAUUCAACCGCGAUGUACGCGAUUGCGGCGGGGAAUUGUGAUAUUAGUUGUCGCCAAAUAAAGCUCUUGAUCUCAACCACUAGCUCGACAACAUCGCCAUCUUCACUACUCAAGCACUCAGUACUCAGUACUCAUUUGCUACUGGUCCCGCAAUGUUUCGAGUGGAAGAAUUCUUUUCGGGGUGAAGAACCACGACUUCCUGGACACCAGCCCUCUCAAGUUCAAGAACUACACUCUAGGCUUCCUGAACCAUUCACCCCCAAUCAACUCGGCCACUACCGGAUCUACCUCAUACAAACAUCUAUCCACCCAUUCGAUAUCAUCUCUCUUCGAAGAUUUACUCUCGCACCGUCGGGCGAUCCGCACUCCAUGGCGCACGUCACACACGCCGUCUCUUCGCCCCUACCUUCCCCAUCGACACAAUGUCCGCACGGCACCCCGAAUCACGCCGCACUCUCGCCAUGGCGCUUCUCCGCGCUCAUCAAGUCUUCACCCGCCAACACCCUCUUUGCCACACGCACGCGCGUGUUUGACCCGUAUGGAAAGGUGCCUGUGUAUCUGAAUACGGAGGGAGCUCGAGAGAUGACGACGACAAUGCCGUUUGCGGUGCAUGCUUCUGAGGACGGCGCUCACUUGUCGAUUUGGGGCGUAGUGCCUGCGCCAGAUUACCGUGGGCUACGCGUCAUUGUGGCGAAUGGACAAUCAUAUUCGGAGACCAGCUCCUCAUCCUACGACACACCGCAAUCUCCGUCCUCCUCACCCCAACCACCCCUGUCCUUCGCCCUGCUCCUUGCCCUGCUCAUCGGCUUGCCCUUCACCCACCCCAUGCCCCAACCUCACCGCAAACCUCAUACAAACCCAACCACCCAUGGAAAUAACCCACCCCUUCAACAACCCAAAUCCCCGCCGCCGCCCUCCCCUUUUAGCAGCACCCGCAGGUCGGCAUUCACCACUUACCUAGGCCUCGCAACGCCCAUAGGCCGGAACCUCGCCAUGUCAUUAUACAAACUCGAGAUGGAACAUUUGGAUCUGACGGGCUCCGACGCGAAGGAGCCUUUUAGGUUCGCGAUGGAUGUGGAGAAGGUGUAUUCAGGUGCUAAUGGGUCGAGUGCGGGGAGGAGGGUGCCGUUUAAUGCGAGGGUUGUGUUACCGCCUAUGACGAUUUGUCAUGGCCAGUUGAGUCAGUCGUGGGCGUUGAGUGGGGAGGUUUUGACUAGCUUGAUGAGGAUGGAGGGGGAGGAGGAGGAUUAUGGUGAUGUGUGGAGUGACGAGGCUAUGCAUGACACCAUUAUACAACUCGGAAUCAUUCACCUCGCUCGCAUUGUUAUUCAACCAAUCGUGUAUCAAGAUAUUGACGUAUUGCCACUUAGAGACUCGGAAUUGGGGUGUGUGGGGUUGGAGUGGAAUGCCAGAGACCGCGUCGAUACGACGUUGGUAUGGUCGCGCCGAAGGAGGUGUUUGAGAGGAUCCAUAGAACAAAAUAAAAUUUUCUAUUGGCUUCCCGAAAACGGCCCCAUAGCGGUCCACUGGUGCUUGUCUGGUCACCGCCGAGCACCCUAG